Molecule: messenger RNA, 3512 nt
Organism: Lynx canadensis (Canada lynx)
Lineage: Eukaryota; Metazoa; Chordata; Mammalia; Carnivora; Felidae
Gene: MED26
Product: mediator complex subunit 26
Exons: 3
Coding region: 588-2441 (617 amino acids)
Biological process (GO): regulation of transcription by RNA polymerase II; positive regulation of gene expression
Cellular component (GO): core mediator complex; nucleus; mediator complex
Molecular function (GO): transcription coregulator activity
Source: RefSeq, a predicted model, not a curated record
GGGGGGUGCCCAGUGGCCCGUGGAUACCCCGAGUGCCUCUGAGAUGCGGAAGAAGAGCCUCCAGGUGGGCGGUUGGAGUGUGGAUGGAACACCGGGGCUUGCAAUGCAGAUACGAAGUGCGUAAGGUGGGACCAUGCAGGAAGUCCAGGAAGCUCCGAGACGAGAUGUGGAGACAGAAGGAAAGGAUGUGGGGCUUGAGGAGCUCUGGGUGGAGGGAGAUGAGGCCGCAGGGCGGGUGCCGGACGAGCUGUGAAGAGAGAGCAGGGGAGGCAGAGCGGGCAGCCCCUCUUCAGCUCUGCUGACAGGUUGCCCAGGCAAAGCUGUUUGGGUGCCCGUUUGGGUGCUCAGUGUGGUGGCAGGUAAGCUCCUCUGUGGUGUUACCAUAGGUUGCAGUCAAAUCCCUCCUUCUCUCUCUUCCCCUAAUUGCGCUCCUGCAUUUUUUUGCUGUGGCCGACGUGUUUGGUUACCCAAUUGUAUGGUGAGGAUGAAAAGGGGAAAAAACAGGCUCAAGAAAAUACGUCAGAAAAUAGGUUUAAAAUAUUGAGGAAGUGAUGUUAGCAAAUGAUACGUAAAAGGAAAUACGGUGCAUGGUGAAAUCCUCUUUGUUCCCAGUGCCCCUCAGUGUUCUUUGCCUGCGUGCACUUAAGACCAGGAAAAGCCGCUGCAGGGCUUGUCCCGGAGUCCAGCCGGGACCCUGCUGUCCUUGGACCUUGAUCCGGAACAUGGUGGCGGUGCUGGAAGUCAUCUCCAGCCUGGAGAAAUACCCCAUUACCAAAGAGGCGCUGGAGGAAACUCGACUUGGGAAGCUCAUCAACGACGUCCGCAAGAAGACGAAGAACGAGGAGCUCGCCAAGCGGGCCAAGAAGCUGCUGCGGAGCUGGCAGAAGCUCAUCGAGCCCGUGCACCAGAAUGAGGCGGCGCUGCGGGGACUGGCGGGGGGCGCCGGCUCCGCCAACGGGGGUGCUCACAACUGCCGGCCGGAGGCGGGGGCGGCCGGCACGCCCAAGAGCAUCCACGACCUGAAGAACCGCAUUGACCUCCAGAGGCUGCGGGGGCAUCGGCUGGACAGGCUGGGCAGCCGCAAGCGCCGGGGAGACCAGCGUGACCUCGGCCACCCCGGGCCACCUCCCAAGGUCUCCAAGGCGAGCCACGACUCCCUGGUACCCAACUCCUCCCCCCUCCCCACCAACGGGAUCGGCGGGAGCCCCGAGAGCUUCCCCGGCCCCCUGGACGGCAGCGGGCACACGGGCCCCGAGGGUGGCCGCCUGGAGCACGGCGAGAACGACAAACACGGCGGCAAGAUUCCCGUCAACGCGGUGCGGCCGCACACCAGCUCCCUGGGCCUCGGCAAGCCGCCCGGGCCCUGCUUGCAGACCAAGGUUGCGGUGCUGCAGCAGCUGGACCGGGUGGACGAGACUCCGGGCCCCCCCCACCCCAAGGGGCCGCCUCGCUGCUCUUUCAGUCCCCGGAACUCACGGCACGAGGGCUCCUUUGCCCGGCAGCGGAGCCCGUACGCGCCCAAGGGCUCCACGCCCAGCCCCUCUCCGCGGCCCCAGCCGCUCGACACCACGCAGGUGCCGUCGCCGCUUCCGCUGGCCCGGCCGUCCACGCCCCCCGUGAGGCGGCUCGAGCUGCUGCCCAGUGCGGAGAGCCCGGUGCGCUGGUUGGAGCAGCCCGAGGGCCACCAGCGGCCGGCAGGGCAGGGCUGCAAAGUGGGGCUGCCGCCGGCCGAGCCCCUGCUGCCCCGGGCCGGCUUCUCCCCAGACUCCUCCAAGGCGGACAGCGACGCUGCCUCCUCUGGCGGCUCGGACAGCAAAAAGAAGAAGAGGUACCGGCCUCGUGACUACACGGUGAACUUGGACGGGCAGGUGGCCGAGGCGGGCGUCAAACCCGUCCGGUUAAAAGAGCGGAAGCUCACCUUUGACCCCAUGACCAGACAGAUCAAACCUCUGACCCAGAAAGAGCCAGUGCGGGCUGACAGCCCCGUGCACACAGAGCAGCCCAGGACAGAGCUGGACAAGCCCGAGGCCAAGGCCAGCCUCCAGAGCCCUUUCGAACAGACGAACUGGAAGGAGCUGUCGCGCAACGAGAUCAUCCAGUCCUACCUGAGCCGGCAGAGCAGCCUGCUCUCCUCGUCGGGCGCGCAGACCCCGGGCGCCCACCACUUCAUGUCCGAGUACCUGAGGCAGGAGGAGAGCACCCGGCGUGGGGCCAGGCAGCCGCACGUGCUGGUGCCUCACAGCGCGCCCACGGACCGCCCGGGGCUGAGCCGCGAGGUCACACAGGACGAUCUGGACAGAAUCCAGGGCCACCGGUGGCCUGGGGUGAACGGGUGUCAGGACACACAGGGUAACUGGUAUGACUGGACGCAGUGCAUAUCGCUCGACCCGCACGGCGACGACGGGCGGUUGAACAUUCUGCCUUAUGUCUGCUUGGACUGAGCGGCCCGGCGGCCUCUCGGUGCGUUCCCACCUUGCAGUCAGCACGGCGGGCGGGCUGCCCCCCGUGCUUGGGAAGCCGGGGAGUCCGGCCCGGGGCGGAGGGAGGGGGCGGGAGUCUCGAGGUCUCUCCGAGCCCUUCCCUCAAAAUUCUCCUUCUUUUGUGAAAUGCUGCUACCAGUUUACUAACAAAAUUGCAAAGGAAGGACCGUGUGGAAGGAAGGCCGGCAAAGUGAGUUCAGAACUCUAUAGCGAACCAGCUAUAAAAAGCGUCAGUUCCCCACCCCGGAAGCGGUGUGGACACUUCCCGGCACCUGUAAGCUGGGACCUCAGUUGCAGGCAGGCACAGAAAACCUGUGGGAGAGGUUACCUUUAAACACAGCAACAGAAGCACGCAUCUCAUCCAUUUGCGUUUUCUUUUUCUAAAUUUGGCCCUGAGUGUGUGAGGCAGUGGGUGUACGUGCACCGUGGCCUCUGUUUGCACCCCCACCGGCCAGUGCUUCAGUUACGGUGCCAGAAGCUCGGCAGCCGCAGCGGCCAGCUGGCCGGCUGCUGUGACCUGCGCUCCAUGGGCAUCCACACGUUUUUAUCUGGUUUCCGUUGAGACCCGGUUUUGAAAAAAAAUGCUGCAAAAAUUUAAGUGUUCUAGGAGUUUAUUUUAUCCGCCUUUUCCAUCUGACCAUCAGCCAAAUAAGUUUCCUUUCUUUCUCCCUUUUCGUUUUCCCCUUCCUGCACAUAUCUUGAAAAGUUCACCUUUCCAGAUUCCCCCCUCCCCACCCCCACCCCAAAGACAAAAGUAAUCGCGGGUGCUACUGGUGUGUAAGCUGUACUGUUGGGCAAGAGGAGACCUGUCUGUGCGCUGGAAACACUCAUAACCAUUCCUUUAGAUUCGUUUGCCUUAUGGUUAUUUGUCAUAAACGCGAUUUGCAAAAACAAGGAGCCUUAGUGAAUGUACAGUACCUAGACUUCUGUGUUCUCAGGACACAGAAGGGAGCAACUUUGCUAUUUGGUCCAGUAAGUGGACAACUUGUGAUAUAAAUGUGGAAAUAAAAAAAAAAAAACCAUUUGCACAAA